CUAAACUAAAAUUCAGUUGUUUCUGACCAUCACGCAAUGCAUAUCCUUGUGUUGAUCCUUGGCACUGUGCUGCUUCCUGCAGCCUAUGCAUUGAAAUGUUACGAAUGCAUACCAGCAUUAUCUGGAAGCUGCACUGAGACAACAAAAGAUUGUCCUUCCAAUACUCAGUGUGGUUCACUGAGAACCAUUACAUCAUAUACAGAUGGUUCAAAAUCUGAUGUUAAAAUCAAAACGUGUGCUGGGGCUGAACAAUGCUUCAAUGGCUCAAUCAACCUUGGAUAUCUCCAAACUGUAAUUACCACCAAGUGUUGCACCUCUGAUCUUUGCAACUCCCAAGAUGCUCCCGCUGGAAGCAUAUCUUCUCCAAAUGGGAAAAAGUGCUUCCAAUGUGAAGGAAACAACUGCAAUAAAACUCUAUCCUGCAAUGGAAAUGAGGACUACUGCAUCUCAGUAGCAGUUACUUCAGGAGAUGUAACUCUUAAAGUAAAGGGCUGCGCCUCCAAGCUGAUUUGCUCAAACACACAAAAUCCAGAGAUCACAGGAAUCACUGGAGCAAAAAUCAGCUGCUGCCAGGGUGACCUCUGCAACAGCUCCAGCAGUACAACUGCCAGUCUUCUGCUUUUUGUGACAUCGCUGAUCUUGUUGGUCUUGUUCUCUUAGCUGAUGGAAACAACAGCAUCAUAGCCCAAUUGUUCUUCUCUCCUUCAAAAUGCUUUCACCCAUUUAUCACAAAGCUCUGAGAAAAUAAAAAUGUAAGGAUUAAAUCUAAUUUUCACUUUUGAAACAUAAAUGAAUAAAUUUCUUAAAAUUC
Messenger RNA from Oreochromis niloticus (Nile tilapia), 811 nucleotides. RefSeq names its product urokinase plasminogen activator surface receptor-like. The record is from RefSeq and is a predicted model, not a curated record. NCBI's taxonomy places the organism in Eukaryota, Metazoa, Chordata, Actinopteri, Cichliformes, Cichlidae. The transcript is spliced from 5 exons. The coding region runs from base 37 to 660 and encodes 207 amino acids.